AUGGCGUACAACAUCCUCUCCAAGUACCACGAGGACUCGGACGCCGACGACGAGUUCGAGCGCGGCGGCUGGCAGCGCGACCAGGUCGCCGUCGAGUACGAGAGCUCGCCCACCAGCUCCGGCCCGCUGAGCACCGAGCACACCCCGACCACCUUCACCCACAGCAGAGACAGCCGCAUCAGCCCCACCGGCCUGGUCGUCGACUGGAGCGCCGAGCAGGUUGCCGACUACAUCUCCGACCUGGGCCUCGACCAGUAUGCAGACGCGUUUGUUGACGAGGGCAUCACCGGCGACGUCCUAGCCGCCCUGCAGCACGCCGAGCUCAAGGAGAUGGGCGUCGGCAGCGUCGGCCACCGUCUGACCAUCCUCAAGGCCGUCUACGAGAUCAAGGUCAAGCAGAACGUGCCUAUCGAGCCUGACGACUACGUUCCGCUGUCCGCCGACACCUCCGCCCAGGAGGCACCCCCCACCCAGGACGACUUUGCCAAGGUCAUCCGCGUCGUCCAGGCUCGCGACGAGCGCAUACACACAGCCGAGUCGGAGCUGCGGCACCUGCGCGAAGACCUCACCCGCGUCAUCGACGAGAACAAGCGUCUGCGCGAGGAGAUCCUGCCGCUCGUGCGCAUGCUCAAGGAGCAGCAACAAAUGCUUCCCACGCUGCCCACAACCCACGAGCACGUCGCCUCGCCGCCGCCCACCCAAGACAACCGGACCGGUAGCAGUCUGUCCCGUAAGUUCUCCACCAAGAAGCUUUUCCUAGGGUCAGCGCCCAAGAACCCGUCUCCAACCAUUCAGGAGCACCGCGCCCUCGUCGACCACGCCUCGUUAGACCCCUCAGCAGCAGCCGUCGCAGCUUCCUCACACCUCACAGCGUCACUAGGUUCGAGCGCGCAAAUGUCGCCCAACUCCAUCGCCCAGCCCUCGCCCACCUCCCCCGCAUACAACCAAGGACGCACGCAGUACACACGUCCCGAGAUACCACGGAGCCACCAGGACCACGACAACACGCAGAGCUGGGCCUCGUCCUGGAACUCGGAGCAAACAGCCACCAACCGCGACCCCCGCGCAACCCCCGGCCCUCUUUCUGCCCGGCCAAUGCGCACAAACGCCGCACCCGCUCCCACAGUAGACGACCGAGACCGAGACCGAGACCGAGACCGAGACCCCCCUCUGUCUGGCGGCUCCAACGCGAACAACCUGCAACCAUCCACCAGCUCCCAGCAAGCUCCCUCGUCGAAUCCACAGGUCGAGAUAUUCAAAUCUUUCCGCGUGUCCAUCGACGACCCCUGCCAUAAGGUUCUUCCUGUAGCGCUGAAGAAGUACAACAUCACCGCAGACUGGCGGCAGUAUGCGCUGUACAUUGUACACGGCGACCAGGAGCGUUGUCUGGGCUUGAACGAGCGACCUCUGAUACUGUUCAAGCAGUUGGACAAGGAAGGCCGGAAACCCAUGUUUAUGUUGCGAAAGCACGCCGCGCCAGAACAGGGCCACGUCAGUACCGUUGGCGGAAACGACGUUCGAGCCGUGCCUCCGAACAGCGGAUUCGGGUGGGACAACCAAAACCGAGGGACGCCGCUGCCGGGUGGUGUGCUAUAG
Ascochyta rabiei is the source of this 1596-nucleotide messenger RNA. RefSeq lists its product as uncharacterized. Gene Ontology annotation, molecular function: protein binding. The transcript is spliced from 3 exons. The coding region runs from base 1 to 1596 and encodes 531 amino acids. NCBI's taxonomy places the organism in Eukaryota, Fungi, Ascomycota, Dothideomycetes, Pleosporales, Didymellaceae. Gene Ontology annotation, biological process: signal transduction. The record is from RefSeq and is a predicted model, not a curated record.